Molecule: messenger RNA, 1206 nt
Organism: Lecanosticta acicola
Lineage: Eukaryota; Fungi; Ascomycota; Dothideomycetes; Mycosphaerellales; Mycosphaerellaceae
Source: the annotation of a GenBank genome assembly
AUGGCUUCACACGCGCGCGCACGGAACAAGCGCUUUAGCGCUGAUAAUGUGGAGAAGAAGGCGAUUCGCACGCUGAUCAGGAAGAUUAUCGAACCGUUUCGCAGCAUGCAAGAGAAGCCGCCCUUCAAUCUGGAAGAUCUCAUCGUCAUGGCGCUUAUGGAAAAGUCAAGGAGCGCUGAGUCAGUUCAAAGAUGGAUCUUCCUCAAUUUCAUCUACUACAGCGAGAUGGCAUUUCGCCAUGCCUGGAAGACUACGCUUGGCUCACCUACAGACCCCGGCCAUCGACUGAUAAAUUUCGCAUCCCAUUUGGACAAGGCGUUCAGAACAUACGACAUCCCUCUGGAGAAAGUCAAAGGCGACCCUCACAUCCUCAGCCUUGACAGUGACGAAUGGAGUGUCCCCGCCAACCAAGGCAUGGUUUUCCUGCGAGAUGUUAUUCCGCAGCGCGAGGCUCAGAUGAUCAAGAAGCCUUUUCGCUUCCUUGAUCUCCCUCCAGAACUUAGGGAGAAGAUCAACUCCAUCGUUCUCAGCUUGCCAAAAAGUGGCGUGGCUGCCCGCAGCGUUGGGGCCAAUCGUCGAAUGAGUCUUCUUGCGAGGACACGAGGACACGACGAGCCAUUCGAAUUUGCUGAUGGGACGCAAUACGUCUACGAGUGUAGACCUCUGUCGGUACAACUUGCACUUCUGCUAUGCAAUAAGCAGAUCUUCCAGGAGACAAAGCACCUCUUCUACAGCAUCAACACGUUCAUAUGCGACCAUCAGUUUGCAUUAGGUGAGGUACUUCGGCAACUCGCUCCCGGGCGUCGCAAGCAUCUAGGCCACGUUGCUUUCAAGUACGAUCCCAUCGGUGCGGUUGACCAAGCCAAUAUCAAGCUACUCGGUGAGAUCGAGCAUCUACGCGAGCUGGACAUCAAAAUUGACGAGAAUGUGUGGCUGGCGCGGAAGAACCGAAAUGGCACUCCGAGGUACCCCUCCGUCUUGGAUAUUCCGGGAAUACGCAUAUUACGCAAUAUGCGUGGAUUGAAGAGAGUUAACUUCCACGGCGAUUGCGAGAAGAUCAAAGCGGCCCUGGAGAAAGAAAUGAUCAAACCCAAGCUACGGAAGAAGGUGAGGGAGAGUCGGAAGAGGAAGGCUGCGAAUGAGAGUGAGACGAGCGAGAAGGGAAAGAAGAUGAAGAAUAGGUUGCAGGAAGGUGGAAGCGGCUAG